CCUUGGUUUCUCUCUUUGCUCACUCUCGGGCCUCGACGGUCGUUAUUAGACGGGCUUUUAGAUCAACACCCCUCAAUAACAACCCUCUUCUCUCCCCUUGUCCUCCUCUCGUUCAUGGCACAUCAUGCUGACAAGGUCGUUCAUUGGAACGGAAGCCUACACGUCAAGGAGGAUUCGCCCGUCGACGAUGCAGUCUCCACCGCGCCAGCACCCUCUCCGUCGCUGUGGGGUAUUCAGCUCAAAUAUAUAUCCCUGGUGACUCUGGCAGUCCAAAAUGCCUCCCUCACGCUCCUCAUGCACUACUCACGCGUAUACACUCCACCUUCCCGUGCCUACUCGGCCGCGUCUGCCGUGCUUGCUACCGAGCUUCUCAAGGGCUUGAUUUCCCUCGUCAUUGCCUUUACUCGUAUCGACAACGUUCCAACUCAGUAUACCCUCGUCCCUUCAUCCAAGCCUGACUGCUUCUCCACGUCGCUAUUCAACCCGAGAGUCUUCCUUGCCCGGUGCUCGCGACUGGGAAAGGAGGUCUUCAGAACUGACUGCUGGAAGUUGUCCAUUCCGGCCAUACUCUACGUCAUUCAAAAUAAUCUCCAAUUCGUUGCCGCUUCCAACCUAGAUGCCGCUACUUUCCAAGUGUCGUACCAAAUGAAAAUUCUGACCACAGCAGCCUUCUCGGUGUUCCUUCUUCGCAAGAAGCUCACCCCACUCAAGUGGCUAGCACUCUUCUUUUUGGCGGUCGGUGUUGCCAUUGUCCAGAUUCAAACCGGUGUUUCGAAGGGCUCUCCGUCGUCGGGUCCUGACGUGCACAUCAUGGAUCCCGUCAAGGGCUUCAUGGCCGUCGCUGCUGCUUGCUUCACAUCCGGACUCGCAGGUGUAUAUUUUGAGAUGGUGUUGAAGAACACUACCGGUGAUCUCUGGGUCCGCAAUGUCCAACUUUCCCUCUUCUCGCUCCUUCCCGCGUUGGUGCCGAUACUCCUUGCAUCCGCGCCUUCGUCAGAAACUCCCGUACACAGUGUGCCGUCUAUCACCCACCUCUUCGCGAACUUCACCCCAUGGGCAUGGGCAACAGUGCUCACUCAGGUUCUCGGUGGCCUUAUCACCGCGCUCGUCAUCAAAUACGCCGACAACAUCAUGAAGGGCUUUGCAACAAGUCUCAGCAUUGUGCUGUCAUUCCUCACUAGCGCCGCGCUCUUCCACUUCGAAAUUACGGUAUCAUUCGUUGUCGGCGCUACCGUUGUCCUUGGUGCGACGUGGCUCUACAGCCAGCCAGAUGGCAAGCGUGUGCUCCCUUUCCGUGCCAGACGGUGCUCGAAUGCCACCAUUCCGUUCUCGUUGUUGUCUUCGCGGAACACCUCUGCAUCAACUUCGGCGUCAUCAUCCCCCUCGGCCACGUUUGCGAACGUCGUCCCGGCAUAUCCUUACCCUACACGUCCCACACCCUUGAACCUUGUGCCGUCUCUGGGGCGCCGCACUCCUUUAUCCUCCCCAUACUCUUCUCCCACCACCCCUACCCCAAGUGGUCGCAUCUUUAGCCAUGGCUCGCACGACACGAGCACGAGCAUAAUCCCGGCCCGCUCGCUCAGCAUGUCGUCGAUCUCAUUACCGCUACGUGUCGAUCCGGCGAAGCAGGAAGACAAAGUGAUCUCAUGAUGGAGAAGACAAUCUUUCCAUUUGAUUGUGCCCACUUUGCGCCCAUGAUGGGUGGGGAGGGUAGGAAUAAGGGGUGAAAUAAGGAUCUAAUUGGUUCGGACCGCGGGAGUUGGAUUUAUAUAUAUUCGCUAUUUCGAUAUUUUUUCCCAGAUACAUGCUCGCCGCCCUUCCGCUGGUCUGAGGGGACUGGACCCUUUCCCCUCGUCUUAGUUGGGGCUGGCGUCCUGUUUUUUUUAAUGAAGCGCAUCCGCGGGCGCCGCUCGAUCGGUCUUUCCGUGACCACUCCGUCGUAGCUCCCGUGUUUGUACGGCGCGAUGUAUACAUCCCAUACGACGCGCGCAGUCGCUCUGCACACACCAGAGACUUUACUCGUUCACGAAGUGACGAACUCACGCUUUUUGCUCGCAUUACUAGUACCACGUCCUAUUUCUAUUUAUGUACUUUGAACCGUGUCCCUUGCUCGCUUGCGCGAUCGGGAUCGUUGGACUUUCGUCUGCACCUCAUCUUUCACUUUCGUUUAUCACUCCCUUCUCGCGUCGCAGAACUAUACCCGCCACUUAUUUGGCAUUGAUUACGCUAUUUGCUUGGCUGGCGUCGUUUGUGCCGGUGGACUUCGUGGAAGU
Messenger RNA from Heterobasidion irregulare TC 32-1, 2273 nucleotides. Its product is annotated as UDP-galactose transporter. The coding region runs from base 115 to 1650 and encodes 511 amino acids. The record is from RefSeq and is a predicted model, not a curated record. Gene Ontology annotation, cellular component: Golgi membrane. Gene Ontology annotation, molecular function: UDP-galactose transmembrane transporter activity. Gene Ontology annotation, biological process: pyrimidine nucleotide-sugar transmembrane transport. NCBI's taxonomy places the organism in Eukaryota, Fungi, Basidiomycota, Agaricomycetes, Russulales, Bondarzewiaceae. The transcript is spliced from 3 exons.